Thelazia callipaeda (thelaziosis nematode) is the source of this 330-nucleotide messenger RNA. The record is from the annotation of a GenBank genome assembly. Lineage: Eukaryota; Metazoa; Nematoda; Chromadorea; Rhabditida; Thelaziidae.
AUGAGACUUACCCGCUCAUUAAAGGCGUUGUUUGAAUUGAAUGAAUUAGGAAGUUGGUUUGUUGUAAGUAAGGUAAAGUAUAAUGGUAAUGCUGGUUCUUUUGCAAUUAAAAUUGAGCCAUAUGCUUAUGACCCUCUUUUUAUCGAAAUAACAGUCUUUCAACGUUACUUAUGCCCCAGAAACUCGCUUCAUGGAUGGAUGAAAAAAACUGAAAAUUUUUGCAUGAAAUCGUUGAGAUAUAAGAGUGAUUAUUUUAUGGAUAUUACACGUGUCGGUUUACCUCCUUACGUAAGUAGUGGAUUAUUCAGUCUCUCUAAUAGAGUUGUCUAA